Molecule: messenger RNA, 450 nt
Organism: Prorocentrum cordatum
Lineage: Eukaryota; Dinophyceae; Prorocentrales; Prorocentraceae
Source: the annotation of a GenBank genome assembly
CAAGAAAUGGGCAAGUUCAUCAAGGCCGGCCGCGUGGUGGUUCUCCUGCAGGGCCGCUACACGGGCAAGAAGGCGAUCGUGGUGAAGGCGUUCGACGACGGGUCCAAGGCGCGCCCUUUCGGUCACUGCCUUGUCGCCGGCGUGGACAAGGCCCCCCUGAAGGUGACGAAGACCAUGGGCAAGAAGAAGAUUGCCAAGCGGACUCGCGUGAAGCCCUUUGUGAAGUACGUGAACUACAACCACAUGAUGCCUACUCGCUACCAGGUACCCGCGGAGGUUGGUGUGCAGUCUUGGGUGACGGAUCAGCAAAUGGACAACAGUGACGGCCGCGUAGAGGCGAAGAAGUUGAUCAAGAGUCACUUCCAGGAGAAGUUCGCGAGUCCGCCAGCGGACAAAGCGGGCAAGCCCUCUAAGGACGUCCUCUACCUCCGGAAGAAGCUACGCUUCUGA